AAUACAGCAGGCUCUGUAGGAUACACACAUUCGUGCAGUGCAGUAGCAGUUGCGUUGUGACGGCAGUCAGCACUGCCGGUCGGUCGUAGUAGACGCGUGUGUCUCGCUCCGGCAGAGUUAUCAAACGGUUAACAAUCCUUUCCCGGCGUGUGUGAAGUGUCCCCCACAGAUUAUGGUUUCGCUUUCUGUCUUGCGAUAGCUAACCCUUUCAACCCUUUUUGGUGUUUGGUUUGGAAGGGAUUAAGGGGAAGCAAUCCCUUUCGCCCCGAAUCACGGAAUCAAAACCGGCCGGCGCACACCGCGGUUUGGCGGAUUUUGCAUGCCGGUUCCGCGAAGACCUUGGAAGCACCGCAUAGAUCUACUACACCCAAACGAUACCGACAACGUACGCAGGCAUGCCAAUGCGGUGCAAAACAGAGUGUUGAGUGCGUGCGCUAGACGAAGCGAGUGAGAGUGUUUCAGUUUUUGUUCUUCUUCCUUCUGCAAAUGUUUCCGUUUAACAGCGACGUAUGCUGUGAAUGUCCCUUCGGUUCUGUUAGUGUUACGUGUGUGUGCGCGCUCGCGCACGUAUUUGUUAGUGGAAGUUCGUGUGUGUUUUAGUGUGCGUGUGCGUGUAUUUGCGUUAUUUUACUUCUUCCGUUGUUUGCAUUUUGUAUAUUUACCGCCAGCCGCCCUAUCACCCCAACAAUUGGGCGGUGCGUGAUAAUGUUUUGAAUUCAGUUUACGCAACAAAAAAAAAAGCGAAUCAGAAGCAAAAGCCAAGUGCAAGUGUCGUUGUCUUGUGUGUGAAAAGGCUUGUGGUGGUAAAGCCUGUAAGAAAGCGAGUGAGUGAGCUUGCGGAAGUAAGCCGCAAAAAGGAUACAGGCAAAUCCACGCAUAUAUAUGUGUCCCGAGGGUGCAAGGUUAACAUCCGCAGUCGGUAUCGAGCGCGGCUCCAGCACCAGCAACCGCAGCAUUACCCUAGACGGGCCAAGCGCAUUGUAGUAGUGUCCUAAAGAAUUGGCCGAACGCAAAGCAACGGAAGCAGAACAGCUUUCGGCUCGUAGGAUUCCGGGUUCCGGCAAACCCAUCCUUCAUUGUAAAAAUAUAAAUACCCGCCUUUAACAGCCCCAUUCAUAUCCACAAAUAUGUCGAACGUACCGGCAAAGUUCCACAGCCUGUGCCGACUGUGCCUGACGACGGUUCGGGAGUGCGAUCUGCCCGAGGCGACGGUCACCUUUCGCGCGGAGCAGCAUCAUCAUGGCGGUCAAUCGAACGGGCGCCAUCGUCAUUCGCCAGCAAAUGGCCAGGACCAGCAGCAGCAGCAGCAGCAAGUGCCCGAGCACGAGCUGAUGGAACAGCAGCAGCUCCCGAUCGUAGAGUGCAAUGUGGAGAUUGUCUGCACAGAGGAUGACGAGGAGGUGGUCGUCGGGGCCGGCAGUCAGCCAGAUGGUGCCGCUCCACCGCACGUAACGAAUGAUUCGGAAAUGAUGGACGGUGGCGGCGGUGGUGGUGGUGGUGGUGUAGAUGGCGGUGGUGGCGGAGGCGUUGAAGCAUCAUCCUCCAAGGAUGAGCAAAGAAAGGACGGUGGCGAAGCAAGUGCCCUUCCGGUGGUCGUCGCAGCGAACGGUGGCGAUGGGAAUCACAGUGGCAACAGCGGCAGCGGCAACAGUGACGAAGAUGACGACUACGAGGAUGACGACGUAUUCAGUGCCGGCCACAUGUAUCCAGAUCUUCCGAAGCGGAUAUGGACGUGUCUUUCAAUUAAGAUCGCACCAGAGGAUGGUUUACCAACGGUGGUGUGUAGUUCCUGUCGUGAUCAGCUCGAAUCCUGCCAUCGGUUCCGUCGGGUGGCUCACAGGACGCAGAAAUCGCUCCAGAGCUACCUCAGCUAUACGGCAGCACUUGCUGGAAGUGAAGAGGAAAUACUCGCCGAAUCGUCCGCGAAGUUGGAGCAGCUGAUCGCUUCGUCGCCCGCGACGCUCGCGCUCAAGGCGUCGGCCGAGCAGGACGCGAUCGCCGCCCUGCAAGCCCUGCGCAACAACAACAAUCAUACAAAAUCAGUUACCUCAGUACUUAGUAAAACGCACCUGCAAAACUUGGAAGCGAAUGCCGUGUCUGUGAUCCCCAUCGAGAGUAUGAAACUUACUUCCACCGGCGUGCUACAACAUCAGCCAGCAACGACGACCACCACCACCACCACCAUCAUCCAUCAGCAGGAGGAGCAGCAGCAACCGUUGCAAAUAUUUCACCAGCAACAGCAACAGCAGCAACAGCAGCAGCAGAACAGCCAACCAAAGCAGCCGUUUAUACAGGUGCGCAACCUGACGCAGCUGCAGAAGGAGCACCUCGAGACGGCCGAGGUGUUGAUGGACAUCAGCAAAAAGGCCAUCAUCUCGCCGCCCAGCUCGAACCCCCAGUCGCCCAGCCUGCUUGCCGAGCAGAAGCAGCAGAAGCAGCAGCAAACGCUACAGUAUCAAAUUAACCUUAACAAUCAGCAGCAACCGCAAAGUAUUAAAUCUUCUGUGAUAAAGCAGCCACACGAUUACCUUCUGAACAAUCUAAAGCGUACCCCGAGCAGCGAAGAGAUGGAUCUGACGAUGAAGCGCGUCAAGGUGGAGCCGAACGUGGUGCUGACGCCGACCGUGCCGGCCACCACGCUCGUGAAGAAGAGCUUCAUCAAGCGGGAAAACAUCAUCGAGCAUUUGGCCGCGUCCGUGGCGGACGACCAGGCCAGCCAGCACAGCGACAGCGUGGACAGCAGCGACUCGGGCCGGUUGCAGAUGGACAUAUCGUCGCAGGACGCCCACUCGGAGUGCGCGGCCGACGAGCUGAAGCUGCGCAACAGUCUGCACCUGAACAACAACAACAAUCACCUGCAUCAGCACCAGCAGCAGCAGAUGGAUCAGCUCGGGCGGGAAACACCCGACAGCAUGAACUCGAUCGAGGAGCAGCAUCACCAACAGCAGCAGGCCGUGGUAGCGGCAGCGGUGGCCGCUGCCGUCCAUCAGCUUCCCUUUGGCAGUUUGGCCGACACGACCGAUCCGACGAUGGCACAGUUAUGGCAAGCGCUGGCACAAAAUCCGAAUCUCAUUGUGAAUGGUGGAGGCAAUGAAGCGACAGCAUUGCUCAGGAAGAUGAUUAACGCACGAAAUCUCGGCAUCCAGUUCGCACCGUCCGUAGUGCCGGUGGGUACGGGGCUGACGUUGCUCAAGCAAAACGAAAUUAGCCGACACAAUCAGACGGCCCAGGGCGGUCGCCGGAAACAGUCCUGCCCCAGCCGGACACCCGUCGAGGGCAACUCGCCGACCGCAUCGCUCGACAACAAUGGCAUUAGUGUCGGUGUCGUUGGUGGCGGUGCAACAAUUAAGCUUGCCACCGGCAAGAGCGCAACCACCGGGAACGUACUGUUCCGGGUGGCGGAACACUCGUCCUCGGCCAAAACUCCACCCCAGGGCGGUGCUGCCGCCCGGUCCGAGACGAACAGUAACGCGUCGGGCAACAGCAGUCCGCAGCUGCUACUCACCACCAAGUCGACGGCUCCAUCCCAGCAGCAAUCACCGCAGCAGCAGCAGCAGCAGCAGCAAAACUCGCAGCAAAAGGACAUGUCCUGCACGAACUGUGGCACGACCACCACCACCAUCUGGCGGCGGAACAUCCGGGGCGAGAUGGUGUGCAACGCUUGCGGGCUGUACUUCAAGCUGCACGGCGUCAACCGGCCGCACACGAUGCGCCGGGACACGAUCCACACGCGACGACGACGCCCGAAGGGUGACAAGAGUACGCGAAGGAAAUCGGUCAAGCAGGACAGUAGUGACAUCGUGGACAAUGGCGUGGACACCGCCGUCGAUCUGCAGACGCUACAGAACCAACUAAUAGCCCUGCGCGACGCUACCCGCACUACACCAACGAACUUUUCCAUGCCAACUGCCUUCCAGCAAUACCUGCGCGCGACACAAAACUUCGACCCGAACGGCAGCGGCGAGCUGCUGGUCGGCGACGGUGGCGACGAUAGCGGGCCGGAGAACGAUCUCGACUCGUGCAACCUGCCGCUCAACCUGGUGGCGACCCAGCUCGGCAGCGACUCGUCGCAGCACUGACGGAAGCUUCCGACGGGGCAGCAGCAGCGCCCGGCACCGGCAGCAGGCGACCAAAAUUCUAAACCCUUGCCUAGGCGCCCCUCAAACGGAGCCGUAAGCAAGAAGGGCACGGCACGAUCUGCAAAGGCGGCGGCAACGGUACCAUCAGCCUGUGAGAAAGCGGAAGUGAUGUAGAGGGAGAGACAGAUGGAUGGGGUCUACCCCGAACCCCUCUUUGCUACCUAAUUAACUAACUAACUCUUAUCAGCUAAAAAACUGCAAAACAAGCAAGCAGCCAGUGCGACGCGCCCCCUACUUACCUUAGUGCUGCUGUCGCGGUGGUGGUUGGCUAUCUUUACAUUUACUUAGGCUGCUGUCGGCAGAGGAGACCUGACCGCACGGCAGGAAACAAACCCCGCAAAUACUCUCUGGAGGUGCAGGAGGACAUUGGAGACGGUUUAAAUUUAAUGAAGGGCGCGAAAAAAAAACAGCAAACCAUGAGCGGAACAACUUCAAUCGGCAACUGAAAUACUCCAUUAGUGUGACGUCCGUUUUAUGAUUAAUGUAGUGCGAGGUGUGGAGCUAAAGAAAGCACAAGCAAAAGAGUGGAAAGAGAGGGAGAAAAGGAAGGGAAAAGAGAUUUAGAAAGGGAGAGCGAGAGCAAGAGAGGGAAUUGAUCGUUGGUUGAUGAUUAUUAUACUAGAGGACAGUAUUUAUUACCUUUUAAAACGAAAAAAAACAAAUCCUAGACCAGGACAAUAUUAUUGAAAUACAAUUUAAGAAGGUCACACGAGAGAGUAGCGAUAACGCUACUUACCCACGUACACUCAAACAAACACACACACAGAGAGAGAACAUGAAAGCAAGCACGCAAAUACACGCGUAAUUAAAACAAAGAGACUAACCUCGGCAACAAUGCAAAAGGCAACCCCCUUACCCUACAGUGGAUGGGGAGGUGAUGAUAGAAAGAUGAUACAGAGCAAUCAGUCUUGCAACAACAAAACUUACACAAAACACAAACACACUAACGGAAGAGAAACGUAAGCAAUAAUGAUUGAACGGCGCCUUUGCUCCGUUCGGGCGUCGUGCGAGAUGUAUAGCAUUGUAAGGUAAUUAAGCUAUAUGUUAAGGUCCGUUUUUACCUACUUUGUGACGAUUUGUACGUACGGUUAAAAGAGAAAUAAGCAACUCUCCCCAAUCCCUGGAUUAUCCUAUAUACUGCAUGGUACAUACUUACAGAUAUAUUUUUUUUGUUAGCGAUUAGUUUCAUUUUAACGUUCAUUUUAAAAAAGCGUAUUUCAGCAUUAGAGCGUUAGAGUGUGGACAGGGCGAACCGCGGAAGAGGAAGGUUUUGCAGAUGAAAGCAACGCGUGAAGCGGCCACAGGGCAUCAGAGAGAGAGAGAGUGGUGUGGGGUGUGUGGGGGGGACGGAACUCUUCCCACAAGUCCACAAGGAAUAUUGCUAUUUUGUGAUUUGGAAGUUAACUUAAAAGAAAAGAUUGUUUUAGCUCUCAUGUGUUUUUUUAACCUUCAUUAUAUACAUUUUCUCUCUUCCAAUGCGCUUCCUUUAGCUUUUUUUUUAAUUUGUUGGGGGUCGAACAGCACAACGGCUUUAACAUGUCAAUUUUUUCCGCUACUUUUAACUGAUCACAUUCAUCUUAUGCGGCUAAGAUCUGUUUUUUUUUGUUGUUUAAUGAUGGCUCGCCUAAAGGGAGUUGAAAAGUGGAAAAAACGAAAAAGAAAUACCCAAUUGUGAUACGAUAUGAAGUUGUGCGCUGAAUAGGAAGUGAGAAGUAAAAAAAUAGUACUUUAAAACACAUGCAAACACUCAUCAUAGACACACUCAAACACAAACACACAAACACGUGAGAUUAUAAGAAAAAAAAAACAAAUCAAAAUUAAAUAGGAACAAAAUGUAGAAAAGCAGCAGCAUCUUAGGGCGUAAAUUACGCAGCAAAAAGGCAUGACAGACGAAGGCCGCUCACGUAGUUUGUAGCCGGAUAUUAAAUAGGAAUGAAUCUUUGCAAAGAGAAAAGAACCCUUAAAACACUCUCAUUAGUGAAACGUCAACCAAGUACCAAGUAGCAGUUUGAACGGUUUAGAAGAAGCGGCGUGUUUUUUUUUUAAUUAUUUCUAGCGAACAAAAACAUCAAUUUAUAUUAGUUUAAUUUUUCUGCAACAAUCAACUCUGAUAAACCAUCCUGGACUUAAUUAGAUUUCUAGCUCGUGUAGCGUUUAAGGCGGCGCUCCCGUGCACACCUACCCAUUGCGCACAGCCAAACUUAAUGCUUUUAAUUAUUGCAGCUUUAACACACACACAAAUGCAAUCUCACGCAAGAGCACACGAGAAGGACUCUUGGUUGAGGAGGAGAGGAAAAUAAGGAUAUCAGUAUUGAGCAGCGUAGCAGCAUGGCGGAGACAGCAUGACGCAUGAUGCGCAAAACCAUAGGAACCAAAAGAGUUGAACUUGAAAACAAACUGGUGCUCCAGGAGAAAUAGCCAUUUAGGGAAGUGAUCCGUCCGUCGUUCCAAUUAUUAGCUUUUAACGCGGUCCAUCCGGUACAUAAUUUGCCAACAUUUGCAACAUUGCUGUCGCUUGUAAGGCAAAACACUUAAUGCAAACUUCUCACUACCAAACCAAGAGUUCUUCGUGUGCGCUCUACUCAUCCACAAAUCCGAUCCGUCAUUAAUGACACGUCAUUCUGCUGUACUUACACAUCUGUGCAAAAAUGUUGUAUUAUUUCGUGCGCAAUAGCAGCGUCAUUUCAUCUGCAUCCCUCUCUGCACAUCCUUACACCAAUGGUUACCAAUAUUUAAGUGCUGCUCCUGUCGUGUCGGAAUUUCAGUUCGCUUUAGUAUGUUUUUUUUAGUGCAGCUUUAGUCAUACAACGUAUGAGUGUGUUGCAAUGCAUGACAGCUAAUUUUAACAGUUAGUAGAGCUUUGUUUUAUCGAAAAAAACUGAACGUACGCCCGGUAAGCUUUAAUGCAGAAGGAAUGGAAAACGAAUGCCAGCAGAUAUUACCCUUUUAGCAGAGAUAUUAUCCUUUUUCCAACUGCAUAAAACGCCACUGUCCAUUACCAGCAAAACGGAACAAGCGAAACCACAUUGCACAACAAUGCUUAACGAAGGGCCAGUUACACACAAGUCGAACCAACUAUCCAAAAAGCAACAAAAGAAAAUGGUACUUGCUCGUAUGGCAAGAGAAGGUAAUGAAAAAGUGCACAGUGAUCCCCCGAAUCAAACACUCACACAAGAUUUGUACAGUAUACAAGACGCGGUUGUGUUAGGUAUGGAAACAGAGAAGAUGUUGCGCCAAAUGUGUGAGUGUAUGAGGAGUGGGAUAUACUAAAACCGGACAUAUGCUUUGUAUGCUUGACCAGUUGUUUACCAGUUUUUUUUUUGUUUUACUUUACUGAUGAUACGCUACGGAGAAGCAUUCUCUUCCUCCCAACAAUUGCCUCUAGUUGUUAAGUUGACAGGAUAUCCCGCAGUAUAUUGCAGCUAAAGCAAGAAAUAUGCGUGUCAGUAAUUGUUAAGUGCUAGCGUGUAGGUUUGACACCUCUGCCUCUCGGUGCAGGUGUCGUUUUUUACUUACGUUUUUUUUGUUGUAUGUCGGUAUGAUGUUUCCUUUUGAUUCCGUUUCAUUUACGUUUUUCAUUUUCUUCGAAACUUUGAUAUAAUGUACAGAUUUUUAUUUGUUUGGUUUGCAUUCGGUUUGCUUGCACACCAUCAAUCAUUCGUUUGAAAGUUUAAAUGUUGUCUUUUUAAAUUAUUUGCGGCGUGUUGUACUAAAAAACGAACGACUGUACUAAACGAGUCGGCAAAAGAGUGAUUCGAGCGAUUUUUUGGCUGAAAAUUGUUUUCCAGUAAAGUUUAAACCCAAUCUUGCCUAGCAAGAGGAGCGCACACCGACCAAGAGCGAUCAUGAAACAGUAACCUGAGUGGUUCUCUACCGUCUCUAUUGUAAUUAGCUUCGUUUUGUUUACUAAAAAAACAACUAAUUGGCCAAAAUAACUAACAGAAAAGUUAGUUUGAUUUUUCUUUUUAUUUUGUUUAACGCCAGCGAUCUCCAACGUUUCUCGAAAGUAGGAUAAACCCCCGUCUUAUGUUUUAAAAGCCCCGUUCCCACUCUCCCCCCCCCCUCUCUCUCUGUCUUCAUUGUAAUUCUAUUCACCAAUAGUAUAGUUCAUGUGUUAAAUUAUUCAAAUCCAUUUGAUGAACGAGCGGCGAUCAGCGAUCGAUGAGCAUUGAGGUAGUAUUUGCUGCCGUCGAACGUCCUGCUGGGUUGGGCAAAUGGCGAGGAUGGUCGCAUCCUUUCGUCUACCGGGCAAACCCCAAUUUAAGAUAUUUUCGUAACAAGGCAGUAUUGUUUUGAGCUUAGAGCAACACAUAAGCACACACACACACACGCAUACUUACAUCCAUCCUGUGUGGAUGUGGAACCAUUUCAUAGUUUACACGCUGUACAGUUAAGGGAAAGGGUCAUCUCACCCAUUACACGUCCCUCAAUUUGUGAAUAACUAUUAGGCUCGGUAAAAAAAUCUAAAAUCAAACACAUACCUACACACACACAGGGACCCUAUAAGUAAGAUUGAAUUGAGCUGUAUUGCGGCUUGCUUAAAGUUGCACCUUUGGCAAGGACGGUUUAGGAAGUGAUCGUGCUGAGCCCGGCGCUUUUCAUCAUCAUUUUACAUCAGUUCGCUAACACUUAAGAUUAGACUUUCCCCCAAUUUAAACCAUCAUCAUCAAAGUGCAACCAUCCGCUUUCAUGUUUUCAUUCGCGUCCGGUUGUGCGUGCAUGUAUUUAUUUGUUAGAAGAUAUUUUAAAAAACAAAGGUGUGUGGGAGAGUGAAGAUCAUGGCAGCUCACAUUUCCAGUACUGCGUUUGAUUAUCGCCGUUUUUUUAUGCUCGAUCUUUCUUUUUUGUUGGGAAGAAAAAGAUGGCACUAAACAACAGACUCCUCGCUAACAACUCCCACCAUCCCCACCAUCAUCGGCCUGCCAAAUUGGACAAAUUGUAGGAACGGUUUGAAUGAUGCGGGGGGGAAAACAAUGGUGCGCAGAAUUGUCAUUUUUAACUCAUUUUAGCAUGUUAAGUAGUGAAAAAAAAAGAACGAAAUGAAAGUAUUCCUUCCAUGGCUUCGCCUAACCAAAACCCUUCAUUCAUUUUGUUAAUACCUUCAUACCAAUCCACACCACCACCAGACGGACAUACAUGACGCCAGUAGCGCUUGCUGGCACCGUACGGCACUGGCAUUCGCAUGAAAGAUUUCGUUUCAUUUUAUCAUUAUAGAGUGUUAAGCUUUCGCCCAUAGUUGUAUGUAUUUUCGUUUUUAACACAUCGUCCCAAGCUUUCCCGAUCCUCGGCGCUCGGUUGGUAUACAGCGAGCACAGGAUGAGAUUGUGCAUUAAUGAGAUUAACAAGCGCGUAAAAAAUGCAUUGUAAGAAAACAGCGAGAGAGAAAGAGUGCGCAUAUACAGCACACGCAAAGAAACAAAGAAUUUAAACCAUGAUAUAUGAUGUGAGGUAGGAUGAAGCCUUAUAAGGCUUAACUUAAAAGAAGAAAAUGAAAGUGGACUCAACCCGAACCACGACAAACAAGCAUUGCUCUCAAGAAAUUGCGGAAUCAUACUCAGAGCCGGCACACUUUACUGCUGCUUAUACUUCUACUACUAUUACUAUUACUACUAUUACUACUACUACUAUGAUUAUUAUGUAUAAUGUGCUGUCCUGUGUUUCUGUGUAGGUAUUAUUUGCAGCCCUCUACAGCUCUAAUGUGGCCCGAAAUGAACAAAAAUGUGGCCCGUUUUAUGUUUUAGUAUUUAAAGUGCUACUAAGAUAGUGCCGGAGGGGAGUGAGAGAUAGAGAGAGAGUAGGAGCAAAGAAUUGACAGCAGUUGUACGAUGCAGAAGUUACGAUAAGUUUAAGAAAGUUUAUCUUUUAAUUGCUACUACCUUUCUGCGUUUACAAGCAAACACAAACAAAACUGGCCAGCAAAAAAAAAGAAGAAGAAGGGCCAACACCCCAGCAGACUUCCCGAAUCCUGAAUAAUUUUACCACCCCCCCAACACACACACAUAAACGGCACACGGCGCACAGUGGGUCCCACUAUCGCCUCGGUCUACUUACUCUCGUUAGUGUAACUAUUAUGAAUUAUUUUAUUAAUAUUAUUUUUAUCGUUUUUUUAGUAAGAAAAUCGUAUUUUUUGCAAAAAAUAUAAACAAGUUUUUAAUUGAA
This is a messenger RNA of Anopheles gambiae (African malaria mosquito), 10298 nucleotides long. It is a transcript of the gene GATAd, whose product is annotated as GATA zinc finger domain-containing protein 16. The transcript is spliced from 9 exons. Gene Ontology annotation, cellular component: nucleus. The coding region runs from base 1128 to 4079 and encodes 983 amino acids. Gene Ontology annotation, biological process: positive regulation of transcription by RNA polymerase II; cell fate commitment; negative regulation of transcription by RNA polymerase II. Lineage: Eukaryota; Metazoa; Arthropoda; Insecta; Diptera; Culicidae. The record is from RefSeq and is a predicted model, not a curated record. Gene Ontology annotation, molecular function: RNA polymerase II cis-regulatory region sequence-specific DNA binding; DNA-binding transcription factor activity, RNA polymerase II-specific; zinc ion binding.